AUGUCUGCAUUUCAGUUGGACGUGCUGCAACAGUUAAAUGCCUUGGGAAAAAUCGAUUCAACUCUAGCGACCUUUCCAAAAGAGGAUCCACAAGACAUUUUGUCAGCUUUGAGCUCUUUAAAUGCGCACGGCAAAAUCGAGUACACUAGAAAAGACUCUAUUCAAUAUGAUUUGAGCGAAGAGGGUAAGGAUAUCUUGGCCAACGGGUCACAUGAAAUGAAACUAGUUCAGCUAAUCAAAGACUUCGGUAAGUUGAAAAUUAAAGAUGUCAACGAAAAGUUAGGACCAAAGGGGAAGGUUGGCCAAGCGCGUGCUUUCAAAAACGGUUGGAUUGUUAAGAGUAAAGAAAACGAACUAGAACUAAGUGACAAAUUACAGGGUGGUGUAAACCCAAGUGAUGAGACAAAGGAACUUUUGCAUAAAAUCGUUGAUAAGAAAGAUUCUGAAAUCAAUGCUAAAGUUUUGGCUGACUUGAAGAAAAGGAAGUUGAUUGUACCCAAAAAAGUGACAGAUUUCGUUAUUGUGAAAGGUAAUGAUUUUUCUUUAGAUCUGAACAAAUUAGAAACUGAUAUCACAGCUGAUAUGAUUGUCAGUGGUUCUUACAAAGAUCUGAAGUUCAAGCCUUACAACUUCAACUCCAAAGGUUUACCAGUUCAGUCAGGUGCCCUACAUCCAUUGAACAAAGUUAGAGAGGAGUUCAGACAAAUUUUCUUCUCAAUGGGAUUCACUGAAAUGCCAACAAGUCAAUAUGUUGAAACCGGUUUUUGGAAUUUUGAUGCUCUAUAUGUUCCUCAACAACAUCCUGCGCGUGAUCUUCAGGAUACUUUCUAUAUUAAGGAUCCUUCAAAAUCUGACCUACCAGAGGAUAGAACAUAUAUUGAGAAUAUCAAAGCUGUUCAUGAAAAUGGUAAAUUUGAUUCAAUAGGUUACAGAUAUGAUUGGAAAGAGGAAGAAUGUAAAAAAUUAGUCCUUAGAACUCACACAACAGCAAUUUCUGCGAAGAUGCUACACGAAUUAUCAAAGGAUCCAAAGCCUACAAGAUUGUUUUCCAUCGAUCGUGUUUUCCGUAAUGAAGCAGUUGAUGCAACACAUUUGGCUGAAUUUCAUCAGGUUGAAGGUGUAUUAGCUGAUUACAAUAUCACUUUAGGUGGACUGAUUAGUUUCAUGGAGGAGUUUUUCGCUAAGAUGGGUGUCACAGGUUUACGUUUCAAACCAACAUAUAACCCAUACACUGAACCAUCGAUGGAAAUUUACUCGUGGCAUGAAGGUCUUGGUAAAUGGGUCGAAAUCGGUAACUCUGGUAUGUUCAGACCAGAAAUGUUGGAACCAAUGGGUUUGCCAAGGGACUUAAGAGUCUUGGGUUGGGGUUUAUCUCUGGAAAGGCCAACUAUGAUUAAAUAUAAAGUGCAAAAUAUAAGAGAAUUGCUUGGUCAUAAAGUUUCCCUAGAUUUCAUUGAGAAUAAUCCAGCUGCAAGAUUAGAUGAAGACUUAUAUACUUGA
Molecule: messenger RNA, 1500 nt
Organism: Zygotorulaspora mrakii
Lineage: Eukaryota; Fungi; Ascomycota; Saccharomycetes; Saccharomycetales; Saccharomycetaceae
Gene: FRS2
Product: phenylalanine--tRNA ligase subunit alpha
Exons: 1
Coding region: 1-1500 (499 amino acids)
Biological process (GO): phenylalanyl-tRNA aminoacylation
Cellular component (GO): cytosol; cytoplasm; phenylalanine-tRNA ligase complex
Molecular function (GO): phenylalanine-tRNA ligase activity; ATP binding; tRNA binding
Source: RefSeq, a predicted model, not a curated record